Messenger RNA from Clonostachys rhizophaga, 402 nucleotides. The record is from the annotation of a GenBank genome assembly. NCBI's taxonomy places the organism in Eukaryota, Fungi, Ascomycota, Sordariomycetes, Hypocreales, Bionectriaceae.
AUGAAUGGACAAACCAGCGGCGAGGAUCCCCAGGUGCUCAUCCCACUCCCUGACCUUGAUCAUGAAAGGCCAUUCCCUCGAAGGGCAAGGCCUUGCCACCCCACCAUCGUACCAUCCCGGGAGUUCCUCCGAAUUCACGCUGCCCUCGCCAUGGAAGGGACCAAACAUGGCAUUCGUGUUAACUCCUUAUCCUCUGGUUUCUUAAAGACUGCUCUGAAUUACUCAGCCAACGCCUCAUCCGACUGGGACCUCAAGAUGAAGUACUAUGGCGGCAUGCUUCGUCCUGCUCUACUUCGGGAGCUUCGUAGCGCAUGUGUCAUCUCUUCUCUGAAUAGUGUAUACACGUACGUUAGCGUGCUCAGCCUUCUAAGCCCUUUGAAGUAUUUCUUAUAUUUCAAUUGA